Messenger RNA from Ilex paraguariensis (yerba mate), 815 nucleotides. The record is from the annotation of a GenBank genome assembly. NCBI's taxonomy places the organism in Eukaryota, Viridiplantae, Streptophyta, Magnoliopsida, Aquifoliales, Aquifoliaceae.
CUUGACUCGGCUCCUUCAGCUAUUUAUAUGCCGAACCCUUACUGUCAUUGACGGCGGAUUCUCUCUCCAUCUAACACUGGUCUUCCCUGAUCCUCCUUCGAAGCCUAUCUCUUCUACAAAUUCUCCGAUUCUCUUCUCUGCAACUCUCAGGGUUUUGCUAUAAAUGGCUGAACAAAAGAAAAAACAACCAAUUUUCACCACGGUUGAGCAGCUUCGCCCUGCAGCUACUGGACUUAACCUCACUGUUAAGAUUGUUAGUUCAAAGAUGAUAAUGCAAAGAGGUCAUGCUGAAGGAACUCAAGGACGCCAAAUGCGGCUGGCUGAGUGCUUGGUAGGUGAUGAGACUGGAAUGAUCGUUUUCACUGCUAGAAAUGAACAAGUGGACUUAAUGAAAGAGGGCACCACAGUAAUCCUGCGCAAUGCCAAAAUCGACAUGUUCAAGGGAUCAAUGAGGCUUGCCGUGGACAAGUGGGGUCGUAUAGAAGUUACAGAGCCUGCCAGUUUCUCUGUGAAGGAAGAUAGCAAUCUUUCACUCAUCGAGUUUGAACUGGUGAAUGUUGUUGAAGAGUGACAUUUGAACAGCAUUUACCUCCCUUACCUGGAAAAGAGUCAUACGUUCAACAAAGGUGUCACUGGUUAUUGGCAACUUGCAUCCAACAAGCUGAUUAAUGAUAUAAAAGUGCUUGAUGUCGGAAUUGUUUUCCCAUUUCCUUUUCUUUUUGCCUUAUAAAAGUUUACUUUUUGCUGUAAUCGUGUGCUCUUUAACCACUUAACUUUAGUUUUAUUACAGUAUAAACCUCUAAUUUUAACGUUCU